GUUUGGGUUUUUCUGUGAACCCUAAAUGCUUCUUCUCCUUUCAUAAUCGCCAACACCAAAACUUGUGGCAGUCUCUUUUAGUCGUCAUCGAUCUUCAAAUCCAACGAGGGAUUCUUCAACUUCUCUGUUUUCAGAAUCUCCAUCUUACUUUUACUAUUCCUUCCAAGCAAGCUUCUUCAAUUCUUAAAGAAAACUGGAUAUAGUCAAGGAACGGAACCUAGUUAUGGAAUUAUUAUGUGAUGACAUUGGAACCAGCAUGUGCCUUACACCCUCAGAACCGGACCUGCCUGUUUCUGAAGAUUUUGGGGAGUAUAUGCGCUCUCGCUUAUCGCAGUCCAAAAGACCAGACCAUGAACAUCUAUGCGCUGUCAUCGAGGAGUUAUCAAAAACUCUGGCUGAAGAUAAUCAUCGUCGGACACCUGUUGCUUACUUUGCCUGCACAUGCAGGUCGCUAGACAGCCUCUUUUCAGCACAUGCUGAACCACCUGUAGAUGUCGUCCAGCCACAUAUUGUCAUCCUUUCCCUUGUGUUCCCUAAAGUCUCAGCAGGAGUACUGAAGAGGGAUGGGUUGGCUUUGCGUCUCGUCCUCAAUGUUCUGCGUCUGAAAUCAGCCACGCCUGAGUGCUUGAUUUCGGGAUUGAAGUGUUUGGUUCACCUUCUCACAACGGUUGAGUCCAUUAUGGUGAACGAAGGCUCUGAUUCCUACAACAUCUUACUGAAUUUUGUAACUCAUUCAGACGGAAAGGUAAGAAAGCUAGCAAGCUCCUGUCUCCGUGAUGUCCUGCAGAAAUCCCAUGGAACAAAGGCCUGGCAAUCAGUCAGUGGAGCUAUUACAGAAAUGUUCCAGAACUAUUUAGACCUCGCCCAUAAAUCGGAAGUGGGUUCUACCGAAGGAGCCAGAGGGGCAAAGCAAGUGCUUUACAUUCUUAGCACUCUAAAAGAAUGCUUGGCCUUGAUGUCAAAAAAGCACAUUGCUACUCUGAUUGAGGGAUUUAAGGUGCUGAUGAUUCUUCGCGAUCCAUACAUUACAAGGCCAGUGAUAGACUCUUUAAAUGCAGUUUGUCUCAAUCCAACCUCCGAGGUUCCGGUUGAGGCGCUGCUCGAAGUGUUAUCUCUUGCGGCUGGACUGUUCUCGGGACAUGAAACAUCUGCUGAUGCCAUGACCUUUACAGCACGUUUACUGAAAGUUGGGAUGACUAGGAGUUUUACCCUAAACAGAGAUCUUUGUGUGGUUAAACUUCCUAGUGUGUUCAAUGGUCUGAAUGAUAUUAUUGCAUCUGAACACGAGGAGGCUAUCUUUGCAGCAACUGAUGCGUUGAAGAGUUUGAUAUUUUCAUGUAUUGACGAAAGCUUGAUCAGAGAAGGUGUCAAUGAAAUCCGGAAUUCAAACUUGAAUGUAAGGAAGCCUAGUCCAACAGUCAUCGAAAAGCUGUGUGCAACAGUUGAGAGCUUGCUUGAUUACAAGUACCAUGCAGUCUGGGAUAUGGCUUUUCAAGUAGUUUCAGCAAUGUUUGAUAAAUUAGGUGAACAUUCUGCAUAUUUUAUGAGGAACACCCUCCAGGGUUUAUCUGAUAUGCAAGAUUUACCUGAUGAAGGAUUUCCUUACCGGAAGCAGUUGCAUGAGUGUGUAGGAUCAGCCCUUGGUGCUAUGGGACCUGAAACAUUUUUAAGCAUUGUGCGUUUAAACCUUGAAGCUAAUGAUCUGUCUGAGGUAAAAGUUUGGCUCUUCCCAAUCUUGAAGCAGUACACAGUUGGAGGACGCCUAAGUUUCUUCACAGAGGCUAUUUUUAGCAUGGUCGAAACAAUGAGCCACAAAGCUCAAAAGCUCAAGCUACAAGGUCUUCCUGUAGCAUCCAGGAGUGUGGAUUCUCUCGUAUAUUCAUUAUGGGCUUUGUUACCUUCAUUCUGUAAUUAUCCCGUGGAUACUGUGGAGAGUUUUGCCGAUCUGGGGCGAAUAUUAUGUGGAGUUCUUCAAACACAGGCUGAGACCCAUGGAAUUAUAUGUGCCAGUUUGAAUAUUCUGAUUCAACAAAAUAAGGAAGUUGUUGAGGGGAAAGAAGUACCUACUAAUGAUGCUAGUCCUGCUAUGCAACGAGCUACUGCUCGUUAUGAUUCACAGCAUGCGGCAGCUAAUUUAAAAGUUCUGCGGUUAUGUGCUCCUAAAUUAUUGGAUGUUUUGUCAAGGAUAUUUCAUGAAUGUAGCAAAGAUGAUGGCGGUUCUCUUCAGUCUGCGAUAGGUAACUUAGCUUCCAUAGCGGAGAAAAAGACUGUUUCAAAGCUACUUUUCAAGACUCUGCAAGAGCUUUUAGAGGCUACCAAAACUGCCAUUGCACAAGAUGAAAGUCCUGUUAGUGGGAUGGAUGUGGAUAACACCGCAGACAAAAAUUCUUCUUCCAACUUAAGGGCAAGGUUGUUUGAUCUGUUAGUUUCACUCUUACCGGGUUUGGAUGGUCAAGAAGUAGAUACCAUAUUCAGUUCUCUGAAGCCUGCAAUGCAGGAUUCCAAGGGCCUAAUUCAAAAGAAAGCGUACAAAGUUCUUUCGGUCAUUUUGAAGAGUUCUGAUGGAUUUGUUUCAAAGAACCUCGAGGAGUUGCUUGUGCUGAUGCACAAUAUAUGCCAUGUCUCUGCCAAACGCCAUAAACUUGAUUGUUUAUACUUCCUGUUAGCUCAUGCAUCAAGGACUGAUGAUUUAAAGGAGAGAAAAGACAUUGUUUCUUCUUUUCUACCCGAAGUUAUACUUGCUUUAAAGGAGGUAAAUAAAAAAACAAGAAACAGAGCCUAUGACGUGCUUGUUCAGAUUGGUCAUGCAUACGCAGAUGAGGAGAAUGGUGGAGACAACGAGAAGUUGCAUGGGUACUUCGAUAUGGUGGUUGGUUGCUUGGCUGGCGAAAAACCUCAAAUGAUUAGUGCUGCUGUCAAGGGUGUAGCUCGUUUGACAUAUGAGUUCUCCGAUCUCAUAUCUAGUGCUUACAAUUUACUUCCUUCAACAUUUCUUCUCCUCCAGAGGAAAAAUAAAGAAAUUACAAAAGCAAAUUUAGGUUUGUUGAAGGUGUUGGUGGCUAAAUCACCCGUUGAAGGACUACACGCAAAUUUAAAGAGCAUGGUUGAAGGCUUACUAAAGUGGCCAGAAGGAACAAAAAAUCUGUUCAAAGCAAAGGUGAGGCUUCUGUUGGAGAUGCUCAUCAAGAAAUGUGGCACGGAGGCUGUCAAGUCUGUGAUGCCUGAGGAACAUAUGAAACUCCUGACAAACAUCCGAAAGAUCAAGGAACGUAAAGAGAAAAAAUAUGCAGCUGGCUCUGACAUCAGUAAAUCGCAGCAUUCAAAAGAUACUUCAUCAAAGGUUAGCAGGUGGAAUGAUACCAAGAUAUUUUCUGAUGUAUACGCGGACAGUGAGGACAGUGACGGAGACGACAUGGAUGCGGAGUCUCAUGGCCGCAGCAAGGCUUCCUCUUUGUUAAAAUCCAAGGCAUCCGCUUUGAGAUCCAAGAAAAGUCGGAACCAGAGUCAUCUUGAAGUGGAUGAGUCAGAUGAUGAACCGCUUGACUUAAUGGAUCAGCACAAAACAAGAUUAGCUCUUCGGUCAAGUGAACUUCGCAAACGGAAAGCUGACUCGGAUGAAGAAGCAGAGUUUGAUGUGGAAGGGCGGCUAGUUAUUCGUGAAGGAGAGAGGUCUAAAAGGAAGGAACUAUCUGAUGCAGAUUCAGAUGCCAAAAGUAGCAAAGGCAGCCGUUUCUCUGGAAACUCAUCCAAGAAGAACCAAAAGCGGAUGAAGACAUCAGAGUCUGGAUACGCUUACACAGGCAAAGAGUAUGCAAGCAAAAAGGCAAGUGGCGAUCUUAAGAAGAAAGAUAAACUUGAACCAUAUGCCUAUUGGCCACUCGAUCGCAAGAUGAUGAGCCGUAGACCAGAGCAACGGGCAGUUGCAGUGAGAGGGAUGUCAAGUGUGGUCAAGAUGGCAAAGAAAAUGGAAGGCAAGAGCGCUGCAGAAGCACUUGCCACCACCAAGUUCAAAAAAUUCAAGAGGAGUGGUCAGAAGAAAUCAGCUGGGAAGAAGAAAAACAAGUAAACAAGUGGCAUAAGCUCCUCACCUAUGUUUUAAGAUAUCAGAGGAAAAAUAGCUUAUUUAAAACACAUUUUUUGACUGCUAAAACUUUAAACACCUUUGUCCAUUUUGUAUUGUAAUCAGAUUUUGAAAUAUGGUUUCAGAGUUGAUACUUCAAAGAGAAUUUGUGAACGUCAGUUCCGGAUUGUUCUUGGCAUUUGAUCCAUCUCAGCCAGAGUAGUUAAGAGCAAACUAUCCUUGAAAACGUUACUCUUACG
Messenger RNA from Arabidopsis thaliana (thale cress), 4320 nucleotides. Its product is annotated as ARM repeat superfamily protein. The coding region runs from base 224 to 4066 and encodes 1280 amino acids. The record is from RefSeq and is marked reviewed. The transcript has 20 exons. Lineage: Eukaryota; Viridiplantae; Streptophyta; Magnoliopsida; Brassicales; Brassicaceae.